CAUGUCUAGCUUCCCUCUACCAUCUUCGCUGUCUCCUUCCCCCACCCACCCACCUCUCUUUUCUAUCUGUCUCUCCGGCAACAUCACAAACACCUUCACCCCAACUGUAGAUCCAAAAUUGAUCGAACCCUAAAGAUUCUUGAAUCACAGUUGACCACCAAAUCCAUUUCAUAAACCCUUGGUUCCAUUUUUGUUUUCAGCUUCACCAAAUCUGUGGUUACUGAUUGAAGGAUUCAAGAUUUGGCAGCAAAUUAGUUCCUCCUAUAUGUUCGAUUCACCGAAGAAGAGAAGAGAGAGUAAUUUUCUUGAUUCGAUCUUAAUACCCACACAACCGAGAUGCUAGCUCUUAAACUUGUUGAUUAUCUAUUGAUGACUUGAUUCAUGUAAUCAUGGAAUCGCCAUUGUUGACCUUCGUUUUGUUGUACUUUGGGUUAUUUUCUGUUUAUGUCGAUUCCCAACAACAAUCGCCGCUGCCACCGCCGCCCCCACCACCUCCUACUCCAUCCCCCCCGCCUCCACCUUCACCCCCACCUCCACCUCCGUCCCCACCUCCAUCUCCACCCCCGCCACCGUCACCACCACCGAGAUCUUCACAGCCUCCACCACCUCCAAGAAAGGCACCACACCCUCCAGGUUCAAUCCGCCCUAGGAGAUCAAAACCACAACACAGAGAACACCCUCCUCCUCCGCCGCCGCUGUCGAAAAAUCUCAACUUUGGAAAGAAACUUGGAUUCAUAUUCGUGGGUUUAGCCGCGAUCUUACAGAUUUGUGCGGCGACUUUUUUGGUAAUCAAGAGGAGGCAUUUAAUCAAGACCCACGACAGACUUUAAUCAGAAUAGAUGGUUUGGAUACUGAGUUGAUUUCUUGAUUUUAGUAAAACUCACAAAUUCGUCAAAUUGAUGGGAGUAUGCAGUUGGAUUAAUCACAGAUUUGUGGGAUCAGAACAGAUGAUUUGCAUACUGGGUUGAUUUGUUGAUCUUUUUUAUGAAAACGCACAAAUUCGUCAAAUUGAGUGGAAGAUGCAGUCGGAUUAUUGACAGAUCUGAAGGAUUAGAUGAUUGAUUUGAUGAGGUAUUGUAAAUGCGUAAUUCUUGUAUGCCAUUCUUUUUCACAAAAUUUUAUUUGAUCGAUUUAGUUAUGUUGUAUACCAUAAGGAACCGUUUCUUUCCAAAUUCUUAAUCUUUAUUGUUCUUCCAUGGUUAUGUGAAUCUGUGGUAUACAUGCAAAAACUCCUGCUUGAGGGGAUCAGUUAUAUUUUUGCGUAGGGCUA
Lactuca sativa (garden lettuce) is the source of this 1270-nucleotide messenger RNA. RefSeq lists its product as uncharacterized. The record is from RefSeq and is a predicted model, not a curated record. Lineage: Eukaryota; Viridiplantae; Streptophyta; Magnoliopsida; Asterales; Asteraceae.